AUGUCCUUGGGAAGGAUAACUUUGAGAGCUAAGCUCUCCACCUUACCCACUGCCGGUUGCUACUCAGUCAUUCCAAAAAAGCCAAUUUCACUGCCGCUGCAGAGGGUAUCAACCUACACCUCCAAGAGCUCAGGAGUCUCCGAAGCAAACCAUACUCCGCUUGCAAUUCUGGUAGGGAUCGCCACUACCAUCGCAAUCGGUUCAGUUGUUGUUUCUAGGAAUAGGAAAGAGAAACCAAGGGAGAUAUUUACCAUAAAAUCCAACACCGGUGUCGAUCUCUUCGCGGAGACAUCGGCUGAUUACUCCAAACUUCCUAAAGAGACUGCAGUUUUCACGGCUGCACCACACGUCCCACCACCAAUUACGAGGGAUUACCCGGUGCUCCUCCAGGUGCCGUUAACCACAAGCACGAAAACGACUCAACUAUCCAAUCAGUACAAGUAUGAGCAAUGGACCUUCAACGGCACUGUGCCUGGACCAUUUAUACGGGCUCGAGUGGGGGAUGUAGUGGAACUAACACUGACCAACCACGAUGUGACGGGCAACCCGCAUAACAUCGAUUGUCAUGCAUUCACGGGGCCAGGAGGAGGUGCAGCACUUACAACUGCUGAGGAGAAGGAGAGCAAGACGGGGCUGUUUAAAUUGUUGCAUCCAGGCCUCUAUGUGUAUCAUUGUGCUGCAGCGCCAGUCCCGGUGCACAUUGCCAACGGUAUGUAUGGGCUGAUAUAUGUACAACCAGAGGACGGAGACCUGCCCCCAGUCGACCGCGAGUACUAUGUGAUGCAGAGUGAGUUCUACCACGAACCCCCCGAAGUGUUAGAGAACGGCAAACGUUCCUCGACCGUGGAAUUCUCGUACCCUAAUGCACUUGAGGAGAACCCAAGCCUUGUGGUUUUCAAUGGCAGCGAGUCUGCGUUGACUCGAGACCAGCCCUUAAAAGCGAAGAGCGGAGAGACGGUGCGCAUAUUCUUCGGGAAUGCGGGCCCAAACCUGACCAGCGCCUUUCAUGUCAUCGGCACUACAUUCUCGAAGCUAUACCGCGACGGUGACGUGGUCAGUCCGCCUGCUAACUGGGUUCCCACUACCAGUGUUCCUCCAGGCGGCUCUACCAUAGUGGACCUGAAGCUGGUUGUCCCUGGAACAUACACCCUGGUGGAUCAUGCAAUCUUCCGUUUGGACAAAGGCGCUGUUGGCUAUCUGAACGUUUCGGGGAAGCAACGGCCGGAUGUUUACCAGAGUACUCUGCCGCCUGCUCCCUGUGUUGGGUGCAAGCUACACCCGUGA
Molecule: messenger RNA, 1284 nt
Organism: Trichophyton benhamiae CBS 112371
Lineage: Eukaryota; Fungi; Ascomycota; Eurotiomycetes; Onygenales; Arthrodermataceae
Exons: 1
Coding region: 1-1284 (427 amino acids)
Molecular function (GO): nitrite reductase (NO-forming) activity; copper ion binding
Source: RefSeq, a predicted model, not a curated record